Molecule: messenger RNA, 1190 nt
Organism: Leptinotarsa decemlineata (Colorado potato beetle)
Lineage: Eukaryota; Metazoa; Arthropoda; Insecta; Coleoptera; Chrysomelidae
Gene: Nelf-E
Product: Negative elongation factor E
Biological process (GO): negative regulation of transcription elongation by RNA polymerase II
Cellular component (GO): NELF complex
Molecular function (GO): RNA binding
Source: RefSeq, a predicted model, not a curated record
UCUGGAAGUAAGGUAUUCUGUGGUAUUGUUUAUUGUGGUAUUGUCAUAAAAAGGUUAAUUGUUGGAUAUUGUUUACUUCUUGACUUUGAUAAUACUUAAAUCAAGAAAAUAUAAUAAUGGUGUACAUUCAUUUUCCUGCAAAUUAUACUGAAGAGGAACUCAUGCUGCAGGCUAAAUACCAGAAACUAAAAAAGAAGAAAAAAGCUCUACAAGCUCUAAAGGCUCCAAAACCUGAACCAGAAAAGCCCAUUAUACCUAAAAGACCUGCAGAAGCCAGAGAUGCCAGAGAAGUUGCUAAAAAACUGAUAAAAUCUGGAGUAAUAUCUGCCAUAUCCAAGCAACAGAAGCAACCUGAACAAGGAUUCAAGCGACCAAGAGGCUUAGAGCGAAAGCUUAUUUCCGACAAAAUCGUUAGCGGAUACCAACCUUUCUCAGCCGUUCAAAGCGAUGAUGGCCCUGACAACCCGGAAAACAAACCACCGAGAUUAAAAAAUCUCUAUGACUCUUUCGCAAACGCUCGCGAUAGGGAAGAAAGAGGUCUCACAGAAAAACAGCAGCAGCAGCAACAGAAGACAGACAAACCCAGACAAGGAAAUACCAUAUAUGUGUCUGGGUACAAAAUUACCGAAGAGUUCUUAAAGAAACAUUUUUCUACCAUGGGAACAAUUAUAAAUAUUUCGAUGGAAAUUGAGAAAAAUCGAGGAUUUAUAACUUUUGAUAAGGUGGAUGCGGCUGAGAGGUCAAUAUCAGAGAUGGAUGGCAGCAUGGUAUCAGGAAUUCCGUUGAAAGUUUCACUCGCCAGAAGACAACCUCAAAUUGAACCCAUCAAUGAUGCCACUUCAUCCGCUGCCUGGGCUACUUUAGCAUCCAGUCACUCUCAGAAAGGAAAUCACAGGGAUAAGAGGAACUUGGUUACAUAUGAUGACAUGUUUGAUUAGGAAGCAGAAAACAAUCUCUUGAAGACCCAUAGACCAAUCAUAUUUCUCAUACUUUUUGUUUGAGAAGAAUAUUAAAUAUUUUCAUGGAAUUGGUGAGAAAAUUCUGAUUGAUGAAAUUUUAUACAUAUUAAUUAUAGAAGUAAUUAAUUCUACUUAUUGAAUAUUUUUGUGAUCAUAGAAUUUAUGUUUUCGGAACUAUUUCUGAACAAUUGACUAAUCUGACACUAAGAUUUAUUAAAGGAAUCCAAAAUA